Messenger RNA from Klebsormidium nitens, 2091 nucleotides. NCBI's taxonomy places the organism in Eukaryota, Viridiplantae, Streptophyta, Klebsormidiophyceae, Klebsormidiales, Klebsormidiaceae. The record is from the annotation of a GenBank genome assembly.
GCCCGGGCGGCGGGCUAGCUUGUGAAGUUUCUUGUCCCCGCAGAUCAAGACGUUCUGCAUGGUUCACGUGUGCAGGGGAACACCAUGAAGGCCGUUGCUAGAGCUCGCUCUCAGGCGCUCUGCUCAGCUCACCCUUGCUCAGAAAAGGCCCCCAAGCCAGGGCUUGCAUUGCAGAGGGGAGUGGCUGAUCCAAGAAGAAACAUUUCUCUGGAGCACGGAGGUGUGCUCAAGCGCAGAGCUGGGAACGCUGAGACUCUGUUCAAGCUGGGCCACCACCAAUUACCCAUGGACCUCCGUAAAAGGAAAACAUCCGUGAGGGCCACUGCGUCUGCGGCAGCUGCCGUGCCGCUUUCCUCGUCCCCUGAAGCCUCCCCCUUGCACCGAUUCGUGCAAGCGGGGCUCACAACCGUGAGUGGAGGCUUCGAUGUGACGGCGUGCUUUGUCAAAUGGAGCGCAGCGAUUCAGAUAUUCCUACUGAAGCACCCCAACUUCUUAACCAAGCUGGUGCUGGCGCUGUUCUAUAUGUACGACGCUCUUGUGAGCAACCUCGACAAGGACCCCGAGCAAGCGACGCUGACCACGCGCAAGCUCAAGUACCUCGGGCCGAACUUCCCCGCGUAUUCUGGACUCAUGGUUGGGGAUAUCAACGUGGUGAAGCAGCUCAUCCUGGGUCCCCAGAAGCGUGGCCCGUACAUCGCGUGGGGUCGCUUCGUCACCAAAGCGUUUCCCGACAACAUGCUCCUGUUCAUGAGCGACAAGGCGGCGGGCGGGACGGGCGAGCGCGAGCAGAUCAAGGCCCUGUUGAUGGACCUUUUUACGAGCGAGGCGGUCGUUGCGAGGGGCAAAGAUGAGGUUGCGCAGUCCCUGGUUUCAGCCUUCGCCAAAGAAGUGAAGGGCGGCGAGCCCGACACGUUCUCAUUUAGCACCGCUUACAUCCUGUACGUUGUUUUUGGUGUUACUCCAGACAAGGCGACGACGGAGCUCGUGACCAAAGGCAUCGUACCCUACAGCAUUUUCAGAAUCUCGCCGAUUGGCAUGUUCAAGUGGGGGCUCUCAGACGGAGAGAAGAAAGUGCGCGCUCUGCUCGCGCAGUCUCCCCUCGUGACCGGCGCAGACCUGAAGGGAUACGAUCGUGAGAAGUUUCUGGACGCGCUCAUGCCGAUCCUCUAUAUCGCGGCGAUUCCGGGGCCGGCGACCUUCAUCUCGUAUACGACGGCACUCCUCCCGAGCUCCUUUAAGUUUGACUUUGGAAGCGACGAGGCGAACUUGAACGCAAUGUACGAGGCGAUGCGCGCGCACCCCCCAGUGGCUUCUGUCUCAUCGUACCUACAGCAGCCGACGGAGAUCGACAUCGACGGCAAACGGCACCUGUUCCCGGCGGGCACCAAAGUCAUGUACAGCAUAAAGACUGCCAGCAAGGAUCCGUCGGUGCAUGCGGACGCCCUUACGGUCGACGUUACCCGGCCCAACCUGGCCGCCCACGUGCUCAACUUUGCCUCCUUCGGCCCCGAGAACUUUGGCCGGCAGUGCCCCGGGAGAAUGGUGGCGGAGAGACUGGGGAUGGAUCUGUUCAGGAAUUUAGGGAACUUGGAGUUCAGGACAACGCCAAUUGCGUAGAUGCCCGCAAACGGUAUUGAAGGCUUCGACGGUUUUCUUUUGGUGGGUGCGUCUCAUUAUGACAAAAGUGCUUUUAUCCCAACGAAUGUAUAUCCGGGAGUAUAUACACGAGACAUUUAUAGUUGAAAUAUAUGUAUUCUAUGUUCCAGUACGACUUUAUGUAAGGUGAAAACUAUUUGUAAAGUCGAAGGACCGUGUUUGGCAAAUAAUUAGAUUGUUAAUUCAGUAUGUACGAUCUUUCACAGGCUUUGCGGUGCUUUCCAUUGAGUUCAUCACAAUCAAGAUACAGGUAAGCAAUUUGCGGCUAUGGACAGAAAGGCCGGCUAGUCUUAGCGAUAGAGACGGUAUAACCAUAAUGACCUUUUCUUAGCAACAUUAGAAGCAGUCAUUAACAUGGUACACACGUACCAGAUAUAGUAACGAAUAGCUGCUCAUUUCAGUCCGACCAUUAUUUGAUAUUCCGACCACGCAGCG